Messenger RNA from Paracoccidioides brasiliensis Pb18, 324 nucleotides. RefSeq lists its product as uncharacterized. The coding region runs from base 1 to 324 and encodes 107 amino acids. The record is from RefSeq and is a predicted model, not a curated record. The transcript has a single exon.
AUGUUGAGGCACCAAAGUCAUGCUGUUGGUGGUCGUGAUAAAACAUACAUACACGGACGCAAGAGACGGAAGCAAAGUGACGAGGGGGCUAGUUACCCAUUCCACGUCCAAGCUGAGCAGAGUGCUGGAGGUUGGAGAGAGAGGACGACAGCGCUGUCGUGGACGGUUUGUUGGGAGGAUAAUAAUGAUGAUGAGAAGUUGGCAAACCAGAGUUGGCGGUGGUGGAAGCGAUUACUGACUAUUACUGGUCAGCCGUUGACGACGAGCCCAUGGAUUAUUGAGGCGCAUUUCGGGAAGAGGAAAGCACUGAUGGGCGCUGGUUAG